AUGCAUAUCGAUCCAUCACUCCCUCUCCAAAUGCUAAAUCCUCAUCGACAGAAUUAACCUUUAUUCCGCAAUUGUUAAAAGUAGUUAGCGAAUUAGGUACGACACGUGUGCAUGAGAUCCCGAAUUGAAACCGUGGCCCAUGGAGUCAUCAUCAUCGCUAUAAAAGGAAAGGCGAAGGCGAUCGGUAAUGGCCUCUUCUUCUUCUUCCCCCUUCCUCUGCUCUCUCAUCUCCUCGCUCGGCCGGCUCUAACCGGCAAGACAUGGGAAGGCAGCCUUGCUGUGACAAAGUAGGACUGAAGAAGGGGCCAUGGACGGCGGAAGAAGACAGGAAGCUCGUCAAUUUCAUCCUCACCAAUGGCCAUUGCUGCUGGAGGACUGUCCCCAAGCUCGCAGGGCUUCUGAGGUGUGGAAAGAGUUGCAGGCUCAGGUGGACCAAUUACCUCAGGCCUGACCUCAAGCGAGGACUGCUUUCCGAAGCAGAGGAAAAAUUGGUCAUCGACCUCCACUCUCAGCUGGGAAACAGGUGGUCCAAGAUCGCGUCGAAUCUUCCCGGGAGGACGGACAACGAGAUCAAGAACCACUGGAACACCCACAUCAAGAAGAAGCUGGGGAAGCUGGGGAUCGACCCCUCGACUCAUAGGCCUUUGACAGCCGCCGCCGCCGCCGCAGCCGCGAGUAAUGAAAGCGAUGAGGCUGGUUCCGACGUAGCGUCGCCUGGCUUCUGCAUUGACGAGGUGCCCAUGGUUCGUGAAGACGAGAUCGUACAGUUUCCGUGCAUGGAGUGGCCGGAGGAGGAUGAGCUGAGUGGGUGGGACUGCACCAUAUAUCCCUGAUCAGGAAGCAGCUGCAGCAGUGUCGAGGAUCUUCGGAUCGGGAAUUCAUGGAGAUUUCAGCUUUUUCUAGUUAGCUUUGUGAUUGCGUAUAGAAAUAAAGAGGAAGCAGAUUGAAGGAGAGAUCUUGUUUUUUUUUUUUUAAAAUUAUUAUUGUGCAGGAGGUUUUGGAGUGUCCAGGUCAUGCAUGACGUAAUCUGUUAUGACUUCAGGGUUUC
Messenger RNA from Zingiber officinale, 1048 nucleotides. Its product is annotated as transcription factor MYB20-like. The record is from RefSeq and is a predicted model, not a curated record. NCBI's taxonomy places the organism in Eukaryota, Viridiplantae, Streptophyta, Magnoliopsida, Zingiberales, Zingiberaceae. Bases 261 to 833 code for a protein of 190 amino acids. The transcript has 3 exons.